This is a messenger RNA of Symbiodinium sp. CCMP2592, 1290 nucleotides long. The record is from the annotation of a GenBank genome assembly. NCBI's taxonomy places the organism in Eukaryota, Dinophyceae, Suessiales, Symbiodiniaceae.
AUGCUACUGCCAAGGAUCGGUACGAGUGCCGAGCCCCUUCCGCAGCAGCGCGCCCCCGCGCCCACACCCGAGCCGGUGAAGUCCGAUGAUGAUUGGAAAUCCCAGAUCCGUCGGCCCCCAGCAGAUCAACGCUUCCGCACGGAAGAUGUGACGGCCACCAAGGGCAAUGACUUUGAGGAUUAUUUCCUGAAGCGUGAGCUUCUCAUGGGGAUCUUCGAGAUGGGCUACGAGAAGCCAUCCCCUAUUCAAGAGGAGAGUUUGCCAGUCGCACUGGCAGGGAAAUCCAUCUUGGCCCGUGCUAAGAACGGCACCGGCAAGACCGGAGCCUUUGUAAUUCCCAUCCUCGAGAAGUGCAAUACCACCAAGAAUGCCAUCCAGGGACUGAUUUUGGUACCGACCCGUGAGUUGGCAUUGCAGACAUCCUCGGUGGUGAAAGAGCUGGGGAAGCACAUGAAUGUGCAGUGCAUGGUCUCGACCGGUGGAACAAGCCUUCGAGAAGACAUCAUGCGCCUCUACAACGAGGUACAUAUCGUCGUCGCAACUCCAGGGCGUGUCCUGGAUCUUGCGAACAAGAAUGUGUGCAAUUUGAAGCAGUGCCAGAUGGUUGCAAUGGACGAGGCUGACAAGCUUCUCUGCCCAGAGUUCCAGCCGAUCAUUGAGGAUCUCAUCAAGUUUCUGCCCCCAGACAGACAGAUCCUCAUGUACUCCGCGACCUUCCCAAUGACCAUCCUGGAGUUCAAGAACCGAUUCAUGAACGAGGCCCACGAGAUCAACCUGAUGGAUGAGCUCACCCUGAAGGGCGUGUCGCAGUACUACGCCUUUGUGGAGGAGCGCCAGAAGGUCCAUUGCCUGAACACGCUCUUCUCCAAGCUGCAGAUUAAUCAGGCCAUCAUCUUCUGCAACUCGGUGACUCGCGUGGAGCUUUUGGCGAAGAAGAUCACAGAGCUGGGCUACUCUUGCUUCUUCAUUCACUCACGGAUGUACCAGUCGCACAGAAACCGAGUCUUCCACGACUUCCGCAACGGUGCCUGCCGGUGUCUAGUGUCCUCGGACCUUUUCACGCGUGGCAUCGACAUCCAGUCUGUGAAUGUCGUGAUCAACUUUGACUUCCCCAAGAACUCCGAAACCUACCUCCACCGAAUCGGGCGAUCUGGCCGAUUUGGCCACCUUGGUCUGGGCAUCAAUUUUGUGACCUACGAGGACCGGUACAACCUCUACCGCAUCGAGAAGGAGUUGGGCACAGAGAUCCAGCCCAUCCCCGCCACUAUCGACCCAGCGACCUACACCUGA